Mycena indigotica is the source of this 942-nucleotide messenger RNA. RefSeq lists its product as uncharacterized. Gene Ontology annotation, biological process: water transport; glycerol transmembrane transport. Gene Ontology annotation, molecular function: glycerol channel activity; water channel activity. Gene Ontology annotation, cellular component: plasma membrane. The transcript has 7 exons. The coding region runs from base 1 to 942 and encodes 313 amino acids. The record is from RefSeq and is a predicted model, not a curated record. Lineage: Eukaryota; Fungi; Basidiomycota; Agaricomycetes; Agaricales; Mycenaceae.
AUGUCGAACUCUGAUGGAUCACGACUGUCGACUACCCACACGUCUACCGCACCUCUGAGGGGGAAUAACUCGACACGACCACGUUACAGUACCUUGGCGCGUUAUCGUGAAUACCUACGCGAACCUUUUGCAGAAUUUCUCGGUGUCGCGGUUUUAGUGCUCUUCGGUGCAGGCGUUAAUUGUCAAGUGCUCUUAUCCUCCUCGACCGGCGUUUCGUCGUCUCCUAAGGGUGACUACCUUGCUGUGAGCUUUGGUUGGGCUGUCGGGCUUUCACUUGGUGUGUGGGUCUCGAGUGGCAUCUCGCCGGCUCACAUCAAUCCUGCUGUGACUCUGGCAAUGGCGACCUGGCGUAAAUUUCCGUGGAAGAAAGUGCCCGUCUUCAUCUUUGCCCAAGUUUUUGGCGGAUUUAUCGGUGCUGCGCUCGUAUACGCCAACUACUUCCAUGCGAUCGAUGUCUUCGAAGGAGCGCCUGGCGUUCGGAGCAUGAAAACUGCUGGCGUGUUUGGGGCUUAUGCAAUCGACUAUCUUACGAAUGUCUCUGCGUUCUUCUCUGAAGUGCUGGGGACCGCAAUCUUGCUGCUCGUCAUCGUUGCAACCACGGACUCUGGAAAGAGGAAUGCGGCCCCGGCACCAGGAUACUUCCCUAUUGUCAUUUUUCUGGUUAUUCUUGGUAUCUCUAGCUCACUGGGAAUGCAAACUGGUUUUGCACUCAACCCCGCUCGCGACUUUGGGCCGCGGUUGCUCUCUUCUGCGGUGGGCUACCCGGGCGCUGUCUGGAGUUUCCGACACCAGUACUGGCUCUGGACCGGUGUCAUUGCACCAGUGAUUGGCGCUCAACUAGCGGUUGGGCUCUAUGAUAUGUUUGUGUAUACGGGGGAAGACAGCUUGGUUGCUGGAUGGUGGGGAGUUCCUGGAAAGCAAGUUGACGAGGAGGUCGUUUGA